AUGGCUGACGCAGCACCUGCACCCACUGGAGAACGUGGAGGAUUUGGCCGUGGCCGUGGUGGCCGUGGAGGUCGUGGAGGUCGUGGCCGUGGACGUGGUCGUGGUCGCGAGGAAUCCAAGGAAUGGGUCCCUGUCACCAAGCUUGGCCGUCUGGUAAAGGAGGGCAAGAUUGGCUCGCUUGAGGAGAUUUACCUUUUUUCACUGCCUAUUAAGGAGUGUGAGAUUGUCAACUACUUUUUGGAAUCGUCACUAAAGGAUGAGGUCAUGAAGAUUAUGCCUGUGCAAAAGCAAACCACGGCUGGUCAACGUACUCGCUUCAAAGCUUUCGUGGCUGUCGGUGACAGCAACGGUCACAUUGGCCUUGGUGUCAAGUGUGCCAAGGAGGUUGCUACGGCAAUUCGUGGUGCCAUUAUCCUGGCCAAGAUCUCGCUCGUGCCCGUGCGUCGCGGCUACUGGGGUCGUAUGGUCGGUGCCCCGCACACGGUGCCCAACAAGGUGACGGGCAAGUGCGGCUCCGUUCGUGUUCGUCUUAUCCCGGCUCCUCGUGGUACCGGCCUUUGUGCCGCUCCUGUGCCCAAGAAGCUUCUGGGUAUGGCGGGUAUUGAGGAUUGCUACACUUCGGCCCGUGGUCACACGCGCACCAUGGGAAACUUUGUGAAGGCGACCUUUUACGCCCUGCGUGCCACGUACGCUUACCUGACCCCGGACCUCUGGGAGCAGCAGACGUUUGGCCCUUCGCCGUACCAGGAGCACACGGAUUUCCUGGCUAAGACCGCUAUCAAGAAGUAA
This is a messenger RNA of Peronospora farinosa, 789 nucleotides long. The record is from the annotation of a GenBank genome assembly. Lineage: Eukaryota; Oomycota; Peronosporomycetes; Peronosporales; Peronosporaceae.